Molecule: messenger RNA, 4738 nt
Organism: Exophiala dermatitidis NIH/UT8656
Lineage: Eukaryota; Fungi; Ascomycota; Eurotiomycetes; Chaetothyriales; Herpotrichiellaceae
Product: JmjC domain-containing histone demethylation protein 1D/E/F
Exons: 2
Coding region: 233-4495 (1420 amino acids)
Biological process (GO): regulation of transcription by RNA polymerase II; protein demethylation
Molecular function (GO): histone demethylase activity; transcription coregulator activity
Source: RefSeq, a predicted model, not a curated record
UGUCAACUCCGGACUCAACAACCACCACCACUUCUCGCGCAUCUCUCAAGCCACGCUCAUUCCUCACGUUGUCGCACCUGGCCUCCCCGCGGAGGUCAUACGGACGUUCUCACAAAUGUAGCCAAACCUCUCUCGCUGUCGUCGUUCAAGCUACACCAGCCGCGCUGUACCCCACCACCUCCGCAACCGACGGCCAGUCACCUGGUGACCGUCGACGAUUUGGACUGUCACCAUGCCUACUUCUACCGUAUGGCGACGCUCCAGAGACCUUCUGGGUCCUCGGGGGGUUAGUCCUAUACGUCCGUCGAGAGAUUUCAUCGAAAGCCUCUCUCCAGAACCCACGCUCGAGUCCUCCGCCGCAGAUGAACCUUUACUCCCCUCUCACACUUCUCAAGCCAAUGGAGCCUCACUAACGGGGUUGGGUCUCUGUGACGUUGGGAUCGCAGAAGAAGCAGCGGUAACUGUGCACCCGGAUCAUUUAUAUUAUGAUGAAGAUGGUUCCGCACACAUCGGGGCUAGGGUAGUGAGUGGCGCGGCUGCGCAAACCAGGCGGUCACUGCAAGACUCGCGCGACAACCCUCUGAGAAACUUCAAAUCGACCCCGGACACGCGAACUUCUCGAGGCAAAGGCCAUACGCGCUCAGGGUCCACCAUUGAUGACCUUGCAAGUGCUGCCAUUGCCACCAGCCCUGCUUUAGGGGAACCAAAUACCCCCUCCUUCCGAAAAGCGAGUCCGUUCACCGCGACCCGACCGUCGACGUCCUAUGUCCAUCGCUUCGAUCGGGAAGAUUCCUCUAAUGGACCACCGAGGAAGCGAAUCAAAUCUGAGCGUCUCCCUAAUCUCGAGUGGUCACCUCGCGCAGAUCGGCCGAGAACAAGCGGAGUCGACAGCACCACCGAUAUAACAUACGAGGAUGCUCUGCUAUUGUUGGAACUCAAGAACGAGGUUAACUUCAAGAAUGGAACGACACCACAGUUGACGUCUGCUACCUUGAACGGACAGCCACAUUCGUCCCAUACGCCUCGGCGGUACUCAGAGGCCUCGACUAUUAGGGAUAGUCCGUCCGCGCAAUUACAGCAGACUUUACAAGCUGACAACGUGGAAAAUGAGGAAGUCAAAGUCUCUAAAGAGCGGCAGAUACACUCCGCGGUUGACGCCUGGCAGACUCAAAACUCCCGGCUAUCGCAUCCUCAGCCUGAGACUUCGUCAGCUCAAACCGCCAACGCCACAUUAGGGGGAACACCGCAAGCCAAAACGAUUGGCACUGCUGCUGAACCGCAAGCAAAAGGAUCACCUCAAGUUGCAUCCCGACCAACUUCGUCGUCUAAGAGGCAACGGAGAGUCAAGCCCGAAGUACAGGCUGAGGUGUGUGCGGCUUGCAACCGUCUUCAGCUAGACACCGUGGACGACGAAAACCCUGUCAUGUUCUGGAUCAGUUGUGAUGCAUGCAAUCGCUGGUUCCAUGCGGAGUGUGCAGGAUUCAAGACAAAGGCUGAGGCAAGGAGUGUCGAUAAAUAUCUAUGCAAAGAGUGCGAGCCGGUGCAUGGCAAGACGACUUUUGUGCGCAAGUCGACCAGACCGCGAACCGCAAUAGACUACGCUGGAUUACAUCAAGGCGUUGUUAAGUCUUCGGUUGAAAGUCCAACUCACCACUACAUUCAGCCCAUCAAAGAAGGAAAGAUUGCCCUGUUACCGGACGACUUUGCCCGAGUGCGCCCCGAGGUGUUGACUAUGCAGUUUAUGGAAAAUUUUGACGGUAUGAAGCGACCUUUUGUGGUCCCAGCCUGCUGGAAUCCUCGGUUUGGCGCAAAGCUACCUUUAAAAGAAGCCGAGAGUGACGGCCCGCGCUUCACACGCAUUGACAGUUUGGGAAAUCCCGCUGGCGUGGAAGAGCCGGUUUCCGAUGAAGUUGUGGAGGAGGAAGUCCUAGAUUGUGGCCAAGAUUUGCUCGAUAUGGUGAUACCCAGAAAUCUGACCGUACGAAAAGUCGCGGAGCUUUAUGGUCUAGACGAACCUGUCCCUGUUAUCGACGUCAAGUCUCAAGAGACAAAGGGCCAGUUCACCUUACAGCAGUGGGCCGACUACUAUGAGCUUGCGGGCGAGAAACCAAUUCUCAACGUGAUCAGCCUUGAAGUAUCGCAGAGCCCCCUUGGCAAACUCAUUCGCCGACCCAAGGUGGUACGAGAUCUUGAUCUGGAGGAUCAUGUCUGGGACGGAGACACAGAAACCCGGACGAAGAAACGACCAGUACAGUUCUAUUGUCUCAUGUCAGUGGCCGACAGCUACACCGACUUCCACAUCGAUUUUGGCGGCUCCUCUGUGUAUUACCACAUCCUCAAGGGAACAAAGACCUUCUUCUUCAUCCCACCGGAGGAUAAAUAUCUCAAGAAGUAUGAGGACUGGUGCAAUUCUGAUACGCAAAACGAGACAUGGCUCGGAGAUUUGUGCGGUGGUAAUUGCACGAGAGUUGACCUGCAUGAGGGAGACACUGCUUUCAUCCCUGCCGGCUGGAUCCAUGCUGUAUGGACUCCGGAGGACAGCUUGGUCAUUGGGGGCAACUUUCUCACUCGGAUUGACUACGAGCUGCAACUCAAGGUUGCCAACGUCGAAAGAGUGACAAAGGUGGCUCCGAAGUUUCGCUAUCCAUACUUUCAGAAGGUUAUGUGGUACACCUUGAUCAAAUAUCUGGAGGAAGAUCCGCUUCCAAACGAAGUAUUGGCCGACUUCCGCGACGAUCCCGAUUAUGUUUUCCUGCGGGCCAACCCUCUCUGGCACGAAAUAGACGACUUGGCAAACACUGCAGAGCCAGGAGACCCUGCAUUCAAUGCGAGGUAUUACCCGAAAGCAGAGGUGGUUGGCUGGCCAGCCUUGAGAGAUUAUUUAUACCGCACCGCCAGGAUCGACGCUGGUUUGCCGGUGGCGGACAUCACCAAAAAGCAGAUUGAUGCAGUCAAAGCAUCCAUUCCCAAAGGACAUGGCGAUCCACUGACGCUGAUCAAGCUAUUUGCAAUCUGGUGUGCUUGGAAGAUGGGCAAUGUUCCAGCGCCUGACUGGGUGCAUUCUGAUGGUGCACUGGAACCGGAGAAGGCGGACAAGGUUAAGAAAGCCGAGACUUUCCGCCUGCCAGGAGAACGGACUUCCUCACGGAGAGCUGCUCAGGCCCUAGCUCAAGCGCAGACUCCUCAGCCAGAAGUGAGCGCUCCCAUCCCAGCCAAGCAAAGUGCCAAAUCCACCCCAAAAGGGAAUGGGCUGAAGGUAGCCUGUGAACCAUGCCGAAAACGUAGGAUAAAGUGUCGGCAUAAGUCUGGCAGUGAGACGCCCACGAGGCCAGCUCCCGAAAUCAGACCAAGAAGUUUCUCUAAUGCGGACGUUCCCUCGACUGCCGCCGUCGAUCAGAAUGGAUUCAGCAAUGAACAACCUACGCCUCCAGCUAUGCGGCUCUCCGAGCCUGCUGCAAACCACGCGGAGACGGUGCAAACAGUGACUGCGAAUGCGGAUGCACAGUCUUCCUCGAAAAAGACUCGAACCAAGGCAUGUGAAGAAUGCCGCAAGAGCAAGCGCCGAUGCGUACACGACGAACACGGGCGAGUCGACCCGGCAAAAGCCGCGGAGCCGUCCAAGCCACGUGGAUCAACUAGUUCGAAGCGCCCCGCCCGUUUCAGCGAUGAGAGUGCGGACAACAAGCGGGAGAGGAUGGAUGGUGAACUGCUGGACGGUCUAAUUGACCCGGCUUUGACGAAUGAUAAUGUUCUCUUAGUGAAUGAAGCCGUCGAGGAUUCGCCGCCAACUCCCGCGCCGCUGCUGGAAACCGAGCCAGAUGACAAAGUGAGCGGACAGCACAUUGCAGAGGGUGCAUCGACAUCUCAGCAUGCGGGCAGCGAAACCCUUCCUUCACAAGCAAUACCAGUGGAUCCCGCUCUAGAGGCAAUGACAGCCAUGCCGACGGCUGUGAUAAAAACCGAAGCAGACUCUGACGAUCAUCAACCUCUAAAUCAUGACGCUGACAGGGCCGAUCUCUCACCGAAGGAGGGUGGUGGUGGUGGUGGUGGUGGUGAGUUUUCCACUCCCGCCCCGGUCAAGCGUGCGUCGUCCAUCAAUGCUGGCUUUUCCGGUCUGCCGAACUCGCCUCCAGCGUCGAGACAUUCUUCGCGUCAGCCCAAACAGGUUGAACGGUACACGCCCGAAGACAAGAGAUCUCCAACCAAGCCGCUUCCGAAGCCUCCGAGAAGUGAUCGUCGGGCGUCGAGCGCCGCCAGUGCCCAAACGAUGGUCAACAGUGUGAAAAGCCGGAGAUCGUCCAGUAACACUUCUGGGACAGUUCACCAGAUGGCAGGAAACAUGGUCAGACGAAGUCAGUCCCGAGAAGCCUCGGCCAGGCCGGUGAGCAGAGAUAGCACAGGAGGAGAAAGCGACAUGGAUGCCGACGAGAAGUUUGCGAGGGAGCUGCAAGCAGCCGAGAAUGGUUUGAGGCGACGGACAAGCAUGAGAGCAUAGAAUGCAUCAUCCGCUGCACACCAUCGCUGAGGUUGAGGUUGUUUAUGAUGAUAUGAGGGAAGACAGACAGCAUUUGGGACGCAACGGAGUUUGGAAGAGAGAAUCAAUGCGUGGCGAGCAAUUCAGUGCCACACGACCAGAUCUUGGUUUGUGUUUUGAUGUAUGGGAUCAAGGGAGAAGCGCGAUUUCUUUUUCGAAUACCCUCAUAGCAUGAUGUUUGAACAGGGCUGCAUAUUGAACUUG